Molecule: messenger RNA, 7044 nt
Organism: Myxocyprinus asiaticus (Chinese sucker)
Lineage: Eukaryota; Metazoa; Chordata; Actinopteri; Cypriniformes; Catostomidae
Gene: ros1
Product: c-ros oncogene 1, receptor tyrosine kinase
Exons: 28
Coding region: 162-4484 (1440 amino acids)
Biological process (GO): multicellular organism development; positive regulation of kinase activity; cell surface receptor protein tyrosine kinase signaling pathway
Cellular component (GO): signaling receptor complex; membrane
Molecular function (GO): ATP binding; protein binding; transmembrane receptor protein tyrosine kinase activity
Source: RefSeq, a predicted model, not a curated record
CCACAAACUUGUACGGACUGUUAAAGGGCCCGUGUCCGGUCAUGGAUACGUGUUAUUGACCGAAAUAUCACUGUUUGGGGAAAUCUGCUACAGUUUCAUGUGAAUGUUUGUACUGUAGUUACAGUCGUGGAUUUUGAUUACAGUGGUUAAGCGUGUGUAAAAUGGAAAAUAUUUGUAGAAGAGGUAAGGCAACUACAGAUUCGUCUCUUUCAGUGCUACUCUGUCUACUUAUUUGUCUCAGAGCUUCAUCAUGUGACAAGCGCCUUCCUGAGUCCUCAAUGACAGCUAGAAGUGGCUUCAAACAGUAUAAAAAUGCCAUUUGCCAAAAUGUGUUGUGUCAGCUCUCAGCACCUUAUGCAUCCUGGAUUGGAUCUCAUAAUAUCAGUUUGGCCUGGAAGUCCCUGAAUGAGUCCGAUGUGGUGUAUAUUCCUCAGUGGACCGGUCCUAGUCUGUCUGGGGUCUGGACACAAGCAGAGAAUGUUACAGAAUCAACAUACACUGUCAAUCAAUUGGAGCCUUUUUCCUGGUAUAAGUUCAGGGUCUGGGCUGUGAAAACAGAAAAACAAGCUUGUUCUCCAGCGAGCCCUUGGUACCAAACAGACCCAUUUGGGUUGCCCUCCAGCCCUUCUAUUGACAGUGUUGAGAGUGUAUCUGGAGAGAGUGUGGAGGUUCGCUGGUUUCCACCCAAGAAACCAGGAGGACCUAUCUUGGGUUUUAACCUCAAUCUUACGGCCAAAGAACACGUCAUAAGUGUCGCGACUGGAGGAAAUGUAUUCUUCACUACAUUCUACCCAGCAUUCCAUAACACUACAUACAGGAUCUCUAUAGCUGCUGUAAACAUGGAAGGCCAGGGUUUGAUCGCUGAAGCCAGCAUAACAACACCAGCACAAAUUGAGCAGAAUGGAGGUCGCUGGGUCUUUGCAUCCAGAUGGAACUCAUUAAGGAGGAGAGAAGAGGACGCUGAUUUCUUCACAACAGCAGAAUGUCUUGCUGACGAUCUCAUAGAGAGCAACAUCACAGGGGUGGCCAUGCACUACAAUGCCAACCAAGUGUACUUCUCAGAGGGGACUCGUAUUUGGGCAAAAGGGGCUGGAAAUCUUACUGACCACUCAGAUCUAAGGCUGCUCCACUCUGCUCAUUUGGAUGUCACAGCACUCACUGUAGAUUGGCUUUAUCAGAGAAUUUACUAUGUUUCCAGUGGCAGGGUCUUUUAUUGUGGAUUAGUUGACUGUUCUUUUCCAGUGAAUGUAAAUCUCACCCUAUCCAGUGACCCAAUAAACAUAAUUGCAGAUCCAUAUAAUGGAUGGCUGUUCUUGUUGCUGCACAGUGGAAUAUAUUGCACCCCUCUUCCUGUAAUCUCUGGCCAACAUCCUGAGGUAAAUCCAAUUAUAGAAACAAAAUUUGUCUACAACUUUGUGGUCAGUUUCGCCAAUAAGAGACUGAUUUAUCAUGACCGAAGUGAUCAAAUGCUCAAUGCUACAUAUAUUUUGGAUGGAUCGGGUCCUGUUACGCUCUACACGAAUGUUAACUUUGAAGCAAACAGCAUUGCUUACGAGGACGAUUUCUUCAUGCUCUCUAAUGGACAUGCUCUUUAUAAACAAGUUGGUCAGAAUCAAGUGGCCAGUUUUUAUGAAUUCUCUAUGGACUGUAACAUCUUCCAAAAUGGAGGCUUUGGUAAUCUCUGCUAUUUUAGCCCAUCUGCACAGCCUUACCCUUUGCCACAAAGGCCAAGAAACCUUCAAGUCCUGUUUGGAUCUGAUAAAGCCAACCUCUACUGGCAUAAACCUGAACAUAUGAUUGGAGCAAGUCCAUCCGCCUGGCAAAAUUGGACUUACACUGUAAACUGCUCAUCGAGUGGUUUAGUAACAACAAGCGUUAGUGGAAUAACUGACACACAUGCAACAGUUUCAGAUCUAGUGAGCUCAAAGAAGUACCAUGUGACGAUCAAGGCGUGUUCACCUGCCGGAUGCUCUAAAUCUGUCUCAUAUGAAGGAACAACUCUCCAGCCCGUGGACGAUGACCCCUAUAUAACUGCUGCCUGUGACAAUGACAUCUGGAAGCAAGAUUUGGAUAGUGUUGAGUUCCUCAAUCAACUGGUGUCUAAUAUUGGUGAUGUAAAAGACAUGGACUUGUACAACAACACAAUCUACUGGACUAACAGUUCAGGGCACAUUAACUGGAUUGAACUGGGUAACCAGUCUUUGAGUGGGAGAAUCAAGACAAUGCCAUUACCCAUGAAUGCUGAAGCUGUGGCUUUUGAUUGGCUAGGACAAUAUUUAUACUGGAGCUGCAAUUCAAUUCAAAUUUGCAAAUGGUCUACAUCUACUCAGGAGGUUGAGAUAUUUCUCCAGGCAGAGGAACAGAUUCUCAGUUUGGUUAUUGAUUCAUUGAAUGCUGACAUCUACUGGACCACUGAAAUAUCAGUGGAGCGAUGCAAACUGAAUGGAGAGGGCUACCAACUUUUGGAUAAGCUGAGUGUGUUCUCUGGUAGAGAGAUUGCUGGUAUCACUUUGAAUGUGAUUGAGGGAAACCUCUACUGGUUGGUGCAAGACGGCUCCCUGUUAAAUCUUUACAGAACUAACAUCAUAGCUGACAGGAUUCAAAAGUCAAAAGUGGUAGAAUAUGAAAGAUGGACCACCUCUCAAAUCUCAAAUCAUCAAGUGGGCUACUACAGUGGACGGCUUGUUUGGCUAGAUGAGAACAAACAGCUAAGAAUUCAGGAGGUGAACCAAACAACCAGUGUUCUCAUGUCUGCUAGCGAUACACUGACAGCUUUUUCUGUUGUACAGAAGAUGCUCAAACCUCUGCCAGAUGGGUUCAUAUCUCCUCCUGUAGUUAUUCCACCUGCAAUUUCCAAAACUUCUAUACGCCUUGAGAGGAGUCACACAUUUUUCCAGAUACUCUGGGAACCCAGUGGUAUUGACUUUGGGAAUGUUUUCUACUGUGUGGUGUUUAAGGAACUAUUGCAUGUGGAACAACUCCAAAAUAACUACCCCACCAGAAUUUGUCAUCCUGAUAACACAUUUUCUAAACCAGUCAUAAAUGUGACAAGAUUCAAGUCAAACACUGAAUUUAACAUCACCAUAACCCCCUUUUCACACUGGGGGAAAGGGGCAUCAACACACACAGUUCUCGUUUCUCCAGAAAAUGAUGCGCCAUUAGACACUGACAUGACAUUGAUUAUUGUGAUUACAGCAAUCUGUGUUGGUAUUGCAUUGAUUAUUGUCAUCCUUGUAGUCAUUUGGCACAGACAUCAUAAUACAAAAGAUCAUGGAACAGUUGCACAAACAGGUGUGCACAUUCAUCCAGAUGAGGAGUUGGACUAUAUUCGGGGUUUAGUUGGUCUUGGGAAUGCCUGCUAUGCCAUCAGUGCCGUACCUGCCAAAGGAGAGAUAGACUCACUUCCUCUGUUUCCCAGAGACUGUCUGAAGCUUCAGAGAUUGUUGGGCAGUGGUGCUUUUGGAGAGGUUUAUGAAGGUAUUACAGUCGGUAGCCAAAUCGCUGAAGUCGUGCCAGAGAGGAGAGUAGCUGUCAAGACACUGCGGAAAGGUGCAAGUGACUAUGAAAAAGCUGAAUUUUUGAAAGAGGCUCAUUUGAUGAGCCAGUUUAAACAUCCAAACAUCCUGCGUCUGCUUGGAGUGUGUCUGCUAAAUGAGCCACAUUACCUCAUCCUGGAGCUAAUGGAAGGAGGAGACCUUCGUUCUUACCUGAGAGGAGCUCGCCUUACAAAUAAACAUGGAGAGUUACUGAAUCUGACCAGUCUCUUAGACAUCAGUUUGGAUGCUGCCAAAGGGUGUGCUUAUUUAGAAAGAAUGCACUUUGUUCAUAGAGAUAUUGCUGCAAGGAACUGUCUAGUAUCAGUUAGAGGUUACACAGACCCAGACAGAGUCAUUAAAAUUGGAGACUUCGGAUUGGCCCGUGAUGUAUAUAAAAAUGACUACUACAGGAAGAACGGUGAAGGUCUACUUCCUGUACGCUGGAUGUCACCAGAAAGCUUAACAGAUGGAAUUUUCAAUAAAUACUCUGAUGUAUGGGCAUUUGGUGUGCUGCUGUGGGAGAUUAUGACAUUAGGAAAGCAACCAUAUCCCACAUACACCAACCAUGAAGUAUUACACCAUAUUAGUACAGGUGAACGACUGCCUUCACCAGCAGGGUGUCCUCAGAGAUUGUAUAAUCUGAUGAUGGACUGUUGGAAAAAGGAACCAAGUGAGAGACCAAGCUUCCAGUACCUUCAGGAAACUCUGAGCAAAUUUAAAGAUUAUGAAGCUGAUAAAACAGCGAGUCAGAAUGGGGCAACAGGUCAUGUAAACCAAGCCUACCAGGAAGAAGAAGAGGAAGUAUUCAUAAGCGUGGAUGAAGAUGAAGAUCUGGAUACUGGACUUUCUCCUGUGCUCAGCAAUGAAGGACUGAAUUACUUGGUGUAUCGAGCCGAGAGCCCAGACAGUGUCCGAACAGACUCAUCCACACCCAUGGAGGAUCGAUAAGACUAGGAAAAAGGGACUGAAACUAGUUAAAAGUAACAAAAAUAUAAACUAAAAAUGACACUUAAUUGCUUCAGUGUUUCAAUGUGGUUUUCAAAAAGUAAAUGGCACCAAGUUUUACAAAGACCUGUGAGCUGGACCUCACUUUUUGAAUUUUCCUACUUGUAAAUUAGUUACAAUAGUUACAAUUUACAAUAUAAACCCAGAUAGAGCAAGGGAGAUAUAGAGACAUUGAUAGUAAUACGUGAUAUCGAUGGAUAAAUAAAGGUAAGAAAGAAGACAAAUCAGAAUUCAGUAGGUAAAUAGAUUGAUGACAUCACAGUUGUAUCGUAAAUUUUGAUUGCUGAUCAUUCAAUCAAUGUAAGACAAUGGGAGGUUCUCUAAUCUUAAAGGAGCUGUAAGCUAUUUUUUUUAUGGAAAAGUAUGCAGAAAAUGUUCCUACACCCUUAAAGAUAUUAAUUAGUGUCCUGCGAUAUCUCACCGGUCUCUGUAACAGCUGUAGACUUUGAAAACAGCAAACAAAAAACUGCCGUUAUUGAGUCACCGGUGAAUUUGACAGCCACAGGAACAAACAACGCUGCUCUUUUGCUCGGUUUUGGUCUCAAAAUGAUCUUUGGAGGGCGGGGUUUUGGAAUGAGGGGGCGUGGCUAAUUCAAAGGCUCAGUCACGUGAAAGCUUCAGAAUGCUAAAGUCGCUUACAGCACCUUUAAUAUUACUCAAGAAUUCUGGUUAGGGUUCGUUCCAACUCUAAGGGGCCGUUCACACCGAACACGUCGUUUGUGUUGUUUGCUGUUCAGGUCUUAGUCCAAAAACCCGUCAUUAUCAUUUUCGAGCCAUUUGUUCCCUCGUGAUUUUCCUAUGGGCUUUUUAUAGUGGCAGUUUUAUAUUUAUGAGUGAAAUAAUGUAUGUGGUAAAUAUUACGAAGGUACUUGUUUUCAGGGGUGUAAAGUAACGAAUUACAAAUACUCACGUAACUGUAAUUAAGUAGUUUUUCCCAGGAAUUUAACUUUUUUUAAGUAUUUUUAAAAUUGUAUACUUUUACUUGAGUACAUUUUAAGUGCUGUAACUGUACGCUAUUUUCCCACCGUCUGUGUUCGCUACUUCCCUGUCCUGAUUUUAUUUGUAUCUAUCAACAUGAUUGGCUAGGGAGAGUCUCCUGACUCCCAUCAAAUCAAAUCACAUGUAAAAAACUUGAACGGCAGCUGCAGAUCGACGCCAACUGUUAUGGAUUUGGAGAAUGCCUCAAGCACAGUUCAGCACUUGAACAACACGGCCGCACCUGAAAGGGCUUUUCGCAGUGAAAAAGGCCAAUUGCUUGAUUGUGUCAUGUGAGUUUAACUUGCUCAAGCCAGAUAUCAGCAUUAAUCCUGCCUCUAAUUUGAAGAAACAUAUCGAGGUAAAUGUAAUAUUUCUGUUUACUAGAUUCUGUGUGUCUAUAAUGUAGCCUGUAAUUUAACUAUCUAUCACUGAGAUUAUUGGGUUAGUGUGAGAGAUUAAGGCAAUGUUAUCAAAAGGGCUGGGCAAUAAAACAAACUUGAUGUUUAUCUGAGAAAAAAAAAAGAGAGAUGUCCUCGAUAUUGAAGAUAAACUUUUGAUUAAUUUUCUAUACUUAGCCUAUGUUCUACAUCUAGACCAGGUGUGUUCAUUACAUCGAUCGUGAUAGCAAGACAAACACUGGUUGGUUGAUCUAGAUGAAAUAUAAAAGAUUGACUUUUUAUUUCCUGACGUAUGUAGCUGCGUGCUGUUUGAUUGACAGGUGGCUUAUAUUUGUGCGCUUUACAUGCGCGUUUGCUCCGAGAACGCUAAUGCGGGUACACGCCUAAAUGGUCAAAUACACUUGAUAAUUCCGCCAAUGCCCGUCUUGGUGAGGCAUUAAUGUAAAUGCAGUCGAUUUGGUCUAAAGUGAACGUAAACAGUGGGACAAAAAGCGUAUUUGCAUCAAAAUGUCAGACUUGAAGUGUGCACGUGACCGAAAUGAGCACUGUCUAGUAGGCUGUGUCAUAAAAAGGCUAUUAAUCAAACAACAAUAACAAGGAAACGAGAAAACCACUCACUACUUUUGGCUGAAUAACUUGAGUAACUUUAAAAGUAUUAAUGUAAUAGAAUAAAACAGUGACAAAUUUAAUAAUAAUAUUUUUUAAUAAUAUUGUUCGUUUUUUAUAUAUAUAUAUAAAAUACUGACCCCUGAUGUAGAGAGUGUGUUAAUUUGUAUAAUAAAUUACCUGGAAAGUAGAGAUGAUAAAAUAUUUUAUAAUUAUGCUUAGCCUUUAUCAAGUUUUUACUAAUGCCUGAUGUAGAGCAUUAUUUCAGACAGAAUAUUCCACCAUUCACAAACUUCAGAAAAUUGUGCAUCAUGCAUUAGAAUGAGAAUACAACUAUUGCUGGGCUUAAAAGAUACAAGAACUAAAUCAAUGCGGGACAUUAUAUCUCAAAAGGAGUACAGUGUGGCCCCCCCAUGUGCUACUUAAAUAAAUAGUUCGCUCAAAAAUGAAGAUUUCUCUUUAUUCACCCUCAUGCCAUCCCAGAGGUGUACGACUCUCUUUCUUCAGAACACAAAUUAAGA